This is a messenger RNA of Gossypium raimondii (Peruvian cotton), 2132 nucleotides long. Its product is annotated as probable sugar phosphate/phosphate translocator At3g11320. NCBI's taxonomy places the organism in Eukaryota, Viridiplantae, Streptophyta, Magnoliopsida, Malvales, Malvaceae. Gene Ontology annotation, molecular function: antiporter activity. Gene Ontology annotation, cellular component: Golgi apparatus. The record is from RefSeq and is a predicted model, not a curated record. Bases 914 to 1642 code for a protein of 242 amino acids. The transcript is spliced from 5 exons.
UUUCCCUAUUCUAUUUUCAUUUUUUUUACUCUCAGAAUAAAUAAGAUUUUGAAUCUUCCACAAAUUUCUCUCUUUCUCUCUUUCUUUGUUCUCUGCUGAAAUGUAGUAACGAUUGAAUUGAGGGGGAAAAAGAAGAUUUUAAUUGCUUAGAAACUCUUUGUUUUUUUUUUUUAAAUUGGAGUUAAGUUUGACAGACGGUUGUGCGUGGAUUCGGAGUGCAACCUAAGUCCGAUGGCUACAACUUUCAGUCCAGGUCGGAGCCCGGGGGUUCAAUGCUUCAGUUAGGAGCAGGCAGUGGAGUGUCGAGGCUUAGAUCUUCGCUUAAGAAGCCACCGGAGCCGUUGCGUCGUGCGGUGGUAGAUUGUCUUUCGUCUUCUUCGCUUGCAGCGGUGGUUGGAGGAGUUAGCUCGCAUCACCAAGGGGGUCCUUUGGUUUUAACUGAAGCUUCAAGGACGCUUCGGGUUCGUAAUUUUCGUCUUCUUCGUUUUCUCAGAGAAUUUUGCAGAGAGGCAGCCAAUCCAUAGCUAUUUUCAUAACAUUAAAGCUUUACUUUUUCUGCACCUUUUUUUUUUUUAGUUUAACUUUUAAUUUUUCUUCUCUCUGGGUUUCAUUGAUAUUGUAAUGAGAAACUUGAAUCAGAUCCAUGGGAGCUAGUUCCAUCAAAUCAUCUCAAAAGAACCCAUUUUUCACACCAAAAACACCCAUAAUUUCCCAAGCUCCACCCAGAUCCAUCUUCAUAUAAUCCCAAUUUCCUUUUCUAUUAAAAACCCAUUUUUUCUUCAUCUAAAUUAAGACACCCAGAUCCUCAAAACCCAAAAAGAAACCAUGAAAAACCAAUCGAAAAUGUUCACGACAAGUAUUUGUUAAGUAAUUACUAAGCAAUUACGGUUUCAAAUACCCAAUCUUCUUAACCAUGUGUCACAUGACAGCUUGUUCUUUGUUAAGCUACAUCGCAAUUGCAUGGAUGAAGAUGGUUCCAAUGCAGACCAUUCGAUCUAGGGUUCAGUUUUUCAAGAUCACGACUUUGAGUUUAGUCUUUUGUGUGUCGGUGGUGUUUGGGAAUAUUUCUUUGAGGUAUUUGCCGGUUAGUUUCAAUCAGGCUAUCGGUGCUAUGACACCGUUUUUCACUUCGGUUUUCGCUUACUUGAUGACAUUGAAGAGGGAAGGUUGGCUUACUUAUAUUACUCUAGUCCCUGUUGUUACUGGGGUUAUCAUUGCUAGUGGGAUUCUUAUUUUUCAUUAUUGUUGCAUAUAUGGUGAACCGAGUUUCCAUCUAUUUGGGUUUAUCAUGUGCAUUUCAGCUACGGCUGCACGAGCUUUCAAGUCAGUUUUACAAGGAAUUUUGCUUUCAUCCGAAGGAGAGAAGCCGAAUUCCAUAAACCUUCUCCUUUACAUGGCUCCGAUAGCUGUCGUAUUUCUACUUCCAGCAACACUCAUUAUGGAGGAAAAUGUGGUGGGUAUAACCCUUGCCCUUGCCCGAGAUGAUGUCAAGAUCAUAUGGUAUCUACUAUUCAAUUCAGCACUAGCAUACUUUGUGAAUUUGACCAACUUUUUGGUCACGAAACACACCAACGCCCUAACUUUGCAGGUACACUUAUCACCGUCGUCUUUUAGUUGUUCAUAUAACAAACACAGUUCCUAGUAAAUGCAAGAGACAUCAGUGCUGCUGAAGAAGCAACUGCAGUUUUUGGUCAAGCAACUGCUCUUUGUGUUCAAAAGCAGUACGUGGAUCAUGGGGCAGCUAGCCCAAAUUUGUAUAUUUCCAGUGAGGAUUAUAAUUUGGUUUUGUCGUGGAAUACAUUGAAUCUGAGAACUUGAGUGAUCUAGAAGAUGUUGAUACAUGUCUUAAGGUUUGGAGCCAUUAAACACUGGUAGUGUUUUCUUUAUGGUUCAGACUGCGAGAGUGGAGAGGAGGAUAAAUGGGACAAAUAACAACAGCAAAUUGGUGUAUGUAGAGGAAAGCUUAAAUUUUUAUUUUGUAGCAUUAAGUUUUCUGUAGCAUUAAGUUUUUAUUUUGUAUGCAUUGGUGUAUGUGAUUUUAUCAUAAGGAUAAAUGUUUUCUGUAGCUAUCUUUCCAUUGUUUAUUUUAGUUUUGAUUCUAAAUUUUAUUUUUACUUUAAUAUUUACGGCAA